This is a messenger RNA of Cornus florida, 1876 nucleotides long. RefSeq lists its product as uncharacterized. The coding region runs from base 93 to 1514 and encodes 473 amino acids. Lineage: Eukaryota; Viridiplantae; Streptophyta; Magnoliopsida; Cornales; Cornaceae. The transcript is spliced from 4 exons. The record is from RefSeq and is a predicted model, not a curated record. Gene Ontology annotation, molecular function: RNA binding.
AUCUUGGUUUCUUUAUGACAUUCUAGUGUAUUGUGUUGUUUCGUUUUUACAGGAUUUCUGAAAUGAAUGUGUAAUCGGUAUAUUGAUAUAUCAUGGUUUCUUAUUGUUGUGUAAUUUCUUCUUCUUCUUUUUUUUUUUUUUUGGUUUUGACGCAUACUUUGAAUCAAUUCAGCUCUCUGUAUAACAUAAAAACACACACACACACUCGAUCUCUCCUAAAUCUCAUCAAUCGUCGUCUUCGAUUUGAGCUUUUCUGUUGCAGGAUGCAUACUAUUCAGUUUAGGGUGUUAUACUCUGGGAAGUUUACCAAGAAGGCGGCCAAAAGAAUCAGUAGUGAUACUGGAGUAGGGGUCAAUGUAGACAAUGUUGCUGAUUCAACCACUGAUGAGACACUUAGUCUAAUAACUAUUUCGUGUGUCAUCGAGAAGAAGAACUCCAUCUCGUUCAAGGAGGCCCUUGCAAACACAACUCCGUUGUGUUUUGCCCAGGAAGCUCUAAUGAGGGUAUGCAGUAGUCUGCCCUCCAACAGCAUCAGGAUGGUAAUUCCCCAAAGCCAAGUAGCGCGUGUAAUUGGGAAACAUGGAAGAAACCUGAAGAAAAUAAGAAAGAAUACGGUGGCAGAGUUCGAGUUCACCCGAAUGGACGCUAACAACCCUCGUCACUCAUAUUUGUACUACUUCGACAAUUUGGUUGAGGUAAGAGCACCUAAUGGAGAAGCAGUGUCAAAAGCGCUAAGAGUACUUUCGACACUGCUUUAUAUGUAUGCUCUCAAUCCGGAAGAAGAGUAUAUACUGACCGUUCAUCCCUAUCGUGUUGCUGUUGAUAUGGAAGGUCUUCCUUGGGAGGAACCUUUUGUGGAUAAUUUGAUGAUAGAGGAAGAGGUCCUUGAUGAUGGGUAUGAAGGUGAUGAAGGCCACCUGGUAGCUGGAGGCAGCAAACAAAUUGAAGGCCCAAAUGAACUCGGCUUCCAGCUUAGAUUGAGUGUGAAGGGACAGGGGACCCGAAAGACCUUUGGACCCAUAAGAAAAAUUUGCUCUUCGGUGGAUCAUUUUGCAUCAGAGAUCUAUGGCAAGGAAAGACGGGUUAGAGAGCUUAACAAGGAGUUGGAAAAGGCAGGAUCUGGAGAAAAAAUCAGAGAGGAGCAACAAACAUUGACUAGGAAGAUAGAUGAAUUAACUCUGACAUACGAUGCAGUCAAGGAAGAGGCCAUAAUGAUGAUGGAGGAAUUACCAAGUACCUCCCAGUACACGUUGAUGUCGUUUGAAGAUUUGGGAUGUGUAGCAAAGAUGGUGAGAUGGCUACCCGAGGCUGCAGUUAGAAAUAAGUGGAACAGGAGAAAAGUCUGGUACUUUGUAUUUGGUGGUUCUGUAACUCUGAGUACCAGGGAGGCCAUGACAAGAACAACAAAUUUAUCGAGCGAAAUCCCUAUGCCUGAUACAACUCAACAGCUGAGGGUCAUCGUGAAUGCCAACGGAGAACAUUCCACUGAUCUCAUCUUAAAGACUCAGUUUUAAUGUAGAUGGCAAAAUGAGGAGUAGUAGACUGAAGAAUGUGAACCAAAUUCUUUUUUUCUGUAAAAAGUAUCAGAUAUUUUUUCACUAGGGUGUGUGUUAAGAGCGAGAACAACUCCUAUUUGUGGAGAAUGGAUAUACUGAGGGGUAGAUAGAUUGAACUUGAACUUAACCUGCCCAUCAUGGGUAGGUUUUUAGUGUUUCAAAUAGUUACUCUCAGGUUGGACUACUAUGCUUUUACAUGAACAACCGCUACCACUUUUCUGUGGCCGGAUUGAAUCAGAAUAUACUAUAGUUUGGCUACAGAUCUGAUUACUUCUAUUUGGCUGCAGAUUUUGAUUAACUACAUUGUAUUUUUUGAUGAA